Molecule: messenger RNA, 1378 nt
Organism: Oryza brachyantha (malo sina)
Lineage: Eukaryota; Viridiplantae; Streptophyta; Magnoliopsida; Poales; Poaceae
Product: protein SRC2-like
Exons: 1
Coding region: 83-1177 (364 amino acids)
Biological process (GO): defense response
Source: RefSeq, a predicted model, not a curated record
CGAGCACAACCAGAUCGAAUUUCGAUCGAAUUCUCCACAAAAUUUUCCAAUCUCCACCCGCGAUUCGGCAGCUGCGGCGGCCAUGGCGCAGAGGACGCUGGAGCUGACGCUGAUCUCCGCGAAGGAUCUCAAGGACGUGAACCUCCUCUCCAAGAUGGAGGUCUACGCCGUCGUCUCGCUCUCCGGCGACCCCCGCUCGCGGCAGCGGAUCCCCACCGACCGCGCCGGGGGCCGCAACCCGACGUGGAACGCCACGCUCCGGUUCACCGUCCCGGCCUCCGGGGCCGGGUCCCUCCACGUGCUCCUCCGCGCCGAGCGCGCGCUCGGCGACCGCGACGUCGGCGAGGUGCACAUCCCUCUCUCCGAGCUCCUCUCCGGUGUCCCUGACGGCGCCGUCCCCGCCAAGUUCGUCGCCUACCAGGUCCGCAAGCUCUCCUCCGGGAAGCCCCAGGGGGUCCUCAAUUUCUCCUACAAGCUCGGCGAGGCCACCCAAUCCGGCGCCUACUCCGGUGCCGCUGCCCCGUCCGCGUACUCGCAGGCUCCACCGCCUGCAGCCUACCCGCCUUACGCCGCAGCCGGCGCCGCCGCGUAUCCUCCGCCAGCCAAAGCCGCCGACGGGGCAGCCGCGCCGUACCCGCCCCUGUCCACCUACCCGCCUCCGACCGCCUACCCGCAGGCAGCGAAGGCCGAUGGCGCAGCCGCAGCCUACCCACCCCAGUCCGCCUACCCACCUCCGGGUAAAGGCAGCGAGCCAUCGACGGCCUACCCGCCUCCCGCCGGAUACCCGCCCGCCGCCGCAACAGGAGGGAAGCCGGCGAAGGCGGGGGAUCCGGUGACAGCCUACCCCGCCGCCGCUGGGCCCAGCACCGCCACGCCAUACGCCGCGGCGCCGCAGCAGUACGGGUACGGCUACCCGGCGCAGCCGCCGGCCGGCUACGGGUACCCGCCGCCGCAAGCCGGGUACGGCGGCUACGGCUACCCGGCGCAGGCUGGGUACGGCGGCUACCAGCAGCAGGCCGUGAAGCCGAAGAAGAACAACUUCGGGAUGGGGCUCGGAGCCGGGCUGCUCGGCGGCGCGCUCGGUGGUCUCCUGAUCGGAGACGCCAUCUCCGACGCGUCCGCGUACGACGCCGGCUACGACGCAGGGUUCGACGACGGCGGCGGCUUCGAUUUCUAGAGGAGCAAUGGGUCGAUCGAUGCAAUGGAUGGUUUCUUCUUUUCGUAUGAAUAUGAUCGUAUUGGUUUUGUUUGAUUUUACUUACUUCGAGGACCAAAUUAUCGAAUUAUGCAUUAUGUAAAUAGGAUCUCCUCGCCGUGUACAUCCGGUGAGGCUUAUAUGAUACUGAAUUACUGAUAAAUCAAUCAACUUCUGUCCUUU